Molecule: messenger RNA, 684 nt
Organism: Corylus avellana
Lineage: Eukaryota; Viridiplantae; Streptophyta; Magnoliopsida; Fagales; Betulaceae
Product: ethylene-responsive transcription factor ERF109-like
Biological process (GO): regulation of DNA-templated transcription; ethylene-activated signaling pathway
Molecular function (GO): DNA-binding transcription factor activity; DNA binding
Source: RefSeq, a predicted model, not a curated record
AUGUCCUAUCCUAGGAUACGAUGUAUCUCACAGGAAGUGGAGCACUACAUCAUGGUGUCAGCUCUCAAACACGUGAUCACCGGCGGCACUGAUCAUGGUCUCACCCAGGACUUUCACCUUCAAAUACUACCACCCGUCACCCAGAAUGCCACCUCAGUAUCAUUCCAUUCCACCACAGCCAGCGGGACCAAGAGUGUGGAUGCUGACGCGUUCCCAUUAUGCAGGAUCAACGGCUGUCCGGGGUGCAAUCACAUCCCCCACAUUAGGGAAAACAAGAAGAAGAAGAAGAAGAACGAGAGCAAAACGACGACGACGAAGAAGAAGAAGCACAGGGGAGUGAGGCAGAGGCCGUGGGGGAAGUGGGCAGCGGAGAUAAGGGACCCAAGGCGGGCGGCGAGGGUGUGGCUGGGAACAUUCGAGACGGCGGAGCUGGCAGCGAGGGCCUAUGACAAGGCCGCCAUCGAGUUCCGUGGAGCGAGGGCCAAGCUCAACUUCCCGGCGUCGGACUACGCAGAUAAAAAGCAGAGCGGGGAACAUGAGAAAGCUGACGAGGAGAUGCCAAAUGUAGCGGCGGAUGAGUCUAAGAGAACUAAUAACAAGAGCGAGACUGAGAGUGUGAAAGAGGAGUUGUGGGAUAUGUAUACGGAGGACGACCUUAGAGGGAUGGUCAUGGAUUUGCUUUGA